This is a messenger RNA of Vollenhovia emeryi, 1615 nucleotides long. Its product is annotated as acyl-CoA Delta(11) desaturase-like. Gene Ontology annotation, biological process: unsaturated fatty acid biosynthetic process. Lineage: Eukaryota; Metazoa; Arthropoda; Insecta; Hymenoptera; Formicidae. The coding region runs from base 142 to 1290 and encodes 382 amino acids. Gene Ontology annotation, cellular component: endoplasmic reticulum membrane. The record is from RefSeq and is a predicted model, not a curated record. The transcript has 6 exons. Gene Ontology annotation, molecular function: stearoyl-CoA 9-desaturase activity; iron ion binding.
UUCGAAGGAAACUUUCUACCAAGUCGGACCAUCCGUCUGGGAGAGUCACUGUUACGCAUCUUUUCCGUUAAACUUACUUCGCAAAGAUAUAUCCACGACACCACCUACUCAUACUUGUCGCUCAAAUCAUAUUCCAGCAUUAUGACAUCAAAUUUGACUAGUAGUUCGACAAUGUCAUUGCUUGAAGCUUCUCAGCAGGAUGUGUCGCAAAAGAAAUUAGUGGAAGAACGGACCUUGACGCAAACACUGUUAACCCAAACGACACUAAACUCGCAGCCUAAGUACGAGUGGAAGAUCAUUUGGAAAAACGUGAUAGCUCUUGCUUACCUUCAUAUCGUUGCACUUUAUACAUGGUAUCUUGUACUAACAAUGGAGAUCCAAAUUCGCACGUUUAUUUAUUAUUAUGCAGUGGGUUAUUUGUCGGGUAUAGGUAUUACAGCAGGUGUCCACAGAUUGUGGUGUCAUCGAUCUUAUAAAGCGAAAUGGCCGAUGAGAGUUAUUCUUAUGGUUUUACAGACCAUAGCUUUCCAAAAACACAUUUACGACUGGGUGAGAGAGCACCGAGUGCACCAUAAAUUCACGGACACGGAUGCGGAUCCGCAUAAUUCGAAAAGAGGCUUCUUCUUCUCACACGUAGGCUGGCUGAUGGUCCGCAAGCAUCCGGACGUUAUUAGUAAGGGAGCCACGAUCGACAUGAGCGAUCUCGAGAAAGAUCCUAUCGUCGUCUUCCAACGUAGGUACUACGCUGUUCUGAUGCCUCUUUUAUGCUUCGUGCUUCCCAUGUUGGUACCAAUCUACUUCUGGAACGAGAAACCCAUUUACGCGUGGUACGGUGCCGUUUGCAAAUACGUAACAGUGUUGAACGGAACUUGGUUGGUAAAUUCCGCGGCCCAUAUGUGGGGUACGAAACCGUACGACACCUCCAUUAGCGCUACCGACUACAGCUUCUUCGGCUUCAGUGCUUUCGGUGAGAUGUCGCACAAUUAUCAUCAUGUGUUUCCAUGGGAUUACAAGGCCGCCGAAUUAGGAUUCAAUAGCAGAAACAUUACCUGCGGUUUCAUCGACUUUUUCGCCUGGCUCGGCUGGGCGUACGAUCUGAAGACCGCGAGACACGACUUAGUAAAGAAACGCGCAGCCCGAACAGGCGACGGUUCGAUAUAUGAGCGCACGGGUGAUUAUAAUGAUGAACUUCACACGCAAGAGAAAAUGACAUGGGGAUGGAAUGACGCCGAUAUGUCAUUCGAGGAUAAGCAAGCAGCGGAGAUUCUCAAUAAGGAGCCCCGAAAUUAAAGGAACCCCGAGAUUCCUCAAAAGUUUUGACGUAUUAUUACAGUUGGAGUUACGUAAAACGUAUCGUCCGACAGACGUUUGGGUUUACAAUGGUAUGGUAAUUUUAUACAUGGGAUUAUUAAUGGUAAAAGGUUCAUACAUAGUAUCAUGUAAGGUAUUGUAACAUCUGUUAUAGAUGUUUAGUAAUUAUGAUUGUGGUGUUUGCGCAUGUCUCUGGCAAGUGACAGCUCGGCCACCACACUAGCAGCUCAGCCAUUUGGUAAAAAAUGGAGGAAAUGCUACCAUGUGUAUUUCACAGGAAUAAAUAACAGAUAUAAUAUCCGUA